CCCGCCCCGGGAGCGAGACGUCAAGUGCCGGGGAGCAGCGCGGCGGCGCGGCCGGGCGGGCGGGCGCGGGGAAGCAAGAUGGCUGCCCGGAGCUGAGGCCGCAGGCGCCAGAAUUCACUGCAAGGAGGCCGACCUGGAAGCCAGCCUGAUGGAAGCGGACGGUGGCAGCCAGGCAGAGCGCAGCAGAACGAGUCCAUUCCUGACGCCGUCCCCAUCCCCGGUGGGGCCCCCUGAGGCACUGGCCCGUAAGCUGCUCAGCGGGAGCCCCGAGGCCAACGGGGGCAGCUUAUGGGCAUCCUUCAGCCUGGGCCCGGCCUCCUUGGGCGGCCACCCCGAGUGCCUGCUGAACGGGGGCCUCAAGCGUGCAGAGAGCGAGCCUGACCCCCAGGUCAUCCAUCAGGCCAAGAAGGCGAAGUGGGAACCGACCGCUAAUGGGGAGGUGCAGCCCCCUGCCACCCCGAGCCCAGGUCUCAGCCCCCGCCACGAGACUCCAGCGAGAGACCUCCCGGCCCGUCCUCACAGCCGGGAGCCCCAACCUCUGCAGGAGUCCGGGUGCUUGGAUGCGGGGGCCCCUGGCCAGAGCCUGCUGCCACUCCCACUGCUCAACAUGGUGCCCACCCCCAAUGGUGCUAGUCUUCCUGCCCCGGCCCAGGGGGGCCCGGGUGGGGGGCUCCAGGGCUCCAGCCCACUUCAGGGGCACCCCAGCCAUGUGCCCACACCGGUGCUGAAACCUCUGUCCCAGGCCCAGGCGACCCCCGCAGGGCCCCGCGAAGACACCCCCCCAUCACGGAAUACCUCAGGGUGCAGCCGCCUGCUCGCAGCCCCGCCCAGAGCCAGCGCCUUGGGGCUCCCUCAGCAGGUGUCUGGUGCCCGGCUGGGCACGGGUCCCAACAGCGGCGGCCAGGGGGGCGUCCAGCUCCCCCAAGCCAAUGGUGCUUACUCCAGCCCCAGCUCAGAGUUCACGAAGGAGUCCUCGGGCCCCGUGCCCCCACCACCUCCAGUUGCAGGAAGCCCCCUGAAAGAAGUCAGAGGCCUGCAAGAUCAUCUGGACCCCCCGCUCAGCCAUGCUGGGGGGAUCCAGCCCGGGGGAGCCCUCCCAUGGCCUCACGUGGCCGCCCCGUCACCUCCAAGCAGCUGCCUCCCCCAAGAGGAUGUGCCCCCCACCCCGCCGGGUGGUCCUCAGCAGAACCCCACGGAGCCCCUGCACACCAGUCACCAGGAGACCCUGAAGAAGGGGGUCAGCAGUCAAGCCCCCAAGACGGUGCCUGUGAAGUCUGGGUGGAUUGAGCUGAAGUCCCCCCGCUUCUACCCCUCGAACCCCCAGCCCCAGUGGAAUGAGGCUUCUCUGCGUCCCGGCCUGCAGAGUCCACCCAGCCACCAGGCGACCUCCAAACCAUACACUGGAAACGGCAGCCUCCCCGGGGGGGUCCCGGGCCAGGACCUGCCUCCCCGGACCCUGCCAUCCGCCCAGCGGCCUCACCACUACUCGAGUGGAGGGGGCCUGGGGCAUCCUCAAGGUACCGUGGACCAGACCCUCAAACGGGCUCUCUUCCCCCAAACGGGCUCUUCCUCUCCAGCCCCUGUGCAGGCUCCCUGCACCCUCAGACUGCAUGUCCUGCAGGGCUCAGACCACCUGGCCCCCACCAUCAGGGCGCCCCUGAACCCCCAGGCCCCCGAACCGCAGCCCUUCUCCGACUCCCACCCUUUGCCGCAGAAGCCUCAUGGGCCGGCUGCCCCCGCUCAGCCUGCCCCGGGCACCCCCGACUCACAGCCCCAGCAGGUGCGGCCCACAGAGCCGGCCACCCAGCCCCGGGAAGGCGCCUUCCCCAGCCAGCCUCGAGGGGCAGAAAGGUGCUACCGUGGAGGUGCUCAGUACCCCCAGCUUGCCCGGGAGUUCCUGGCGCCGGACCUGGUGCACAAGCUACGGAGAGUGAGCCCCAUCUACACCCAGAUGCUGAAGGCCAACGGCAGCCCAGUGCAGCCCCCCCAGGAGCAGAAAGGCCCCGCUGACCUCCUAGUGGGGAGCCACCCCUCCAGCCUACAACACCUGCCCUGCUUCCCUAACAGUGUGACCCCAAAGCAGGGCGUUCUCAUCCGGUGCUUUCAGGAAACGCAGCAGAAGCCUCAGCUGGGCUCCUCUGCCCUGCAGGGCCACCACAGCAAGACCCCGGAUGGGGCCCGGCCUGCCGCUCACAGGGUGCCAGGCCAAGCACACGCCCUCUCGGGGCCCCCCCGCGGCACCCCCACACACAAGGACCUCAAGCACGCCGCCCUCAGGCAGCACCUUUUGCAGAAGCAAGAACGGCAGGCCCAGCAGCCCCCGCAGACGGCCAGGCCCAUCAAGGUGGAGCCGGGCACUGCACCCCAGGCCUGCAUGCACCCCACCCACUCCCAGCCCGACGGCAAAGCCUGGAAAGCCUGGAGAAAGGCCGACGUGAAGCAGGAAGCACCCUCCCCGCGCUGUGAGGACGGGCAGCAGCGCAGCAUCCUGGAGACCAUGGAGAGGCACCUGCACCAGGUCCAGGUCAAGUCACCCUUUGACCACAAGGCCCUCAGCGUCAAAGGGCAGAAGCCGCAGGUGAAAUUGGAGACGGAGGGGCCCGAGGAGCCUCCCGAGUCGCCCGCCGUGCCCGGCGACACGACGCCCACCAAGAAGCCAGCCGCCACCGCUGACCCCGAGGCUGACCCCAAGGUUGACCCCGAGGCUGACCCCGAGGCUGACCCCGAGGCUGACCCCGAGGCUGACCCCAAGCCCAACCACUGCCUGGAGAUCCCAACCAGUUCCCUGGACACGUCUGUCAAGAACCUGCUGGACACCACCAUGAAGACUCACUACGACUUCCCCUCCUGCCACUGUGUGGAGCAAAUUAUUGAAAAAGAUGAAGGUCCUUUUUAUACACAUCUAGGAGCAGGUCCCAAUGUGGCAGCUAUUAGAGAAAUCAUGGAAGAAAGGUUUGGAGAGAAGGGCAAAGCCAUCAGGAUUGAGAAAGUCAUUUAUACCGGCAAAGAAGGCAAAAGCUCUCACGGAUGUCCUAUUGCUAAAUGGGUGAUCCGGAGGACCUCCAAGGAGGAGAAGCUGCUGUGUCUGGUGCGAGAGCGGGCUGGCCACACCUGUGACGCGUCCGUCAUCAUCAUCCUUAUCCUGGUGUGGGAGGGCAUCCCCCUGGAGCUAGCCGACCAACUCUACACCGACCUGACCCAGAUGCUGAGCAAGUACGGCCACUUCACCAACCGCCGCUGUUCCACCAACGAAGAGAGAACUUGCACGUGCCAAGGAAUCAAGCCCAGCAUCUGCGGCGCCUCCUUCUCCUUCGGUUGUUCGUGGAGCAUGUAUUACAAUGGAUGUAAGUUUGCCAGAAGCAAGACCCCAAGGAGAUUUAAGCUGAUUGGGGAUAUCGUAAAAGAGGAGGGGAAGCUGGAGUCUCAUUUGCAAAACUUGGCCACUAUCGUGGCUCCCAAAUAUAAGAAGCUUGCGCCUGAUGCCUAUAAUAACCAGAUCGAGCUCGAGGACCGGGCCCCCGAUUGCCGCCUGGGCCUGCAGGAGGGCCGGCCCUUCUCAGGGGUCACUGCGUGCCUGGACUUCUGUGCACACUCCCACCGGGACCUUCACAACAUGCAGAAUGGGAGCACACUGGUGUGCACGCUCACCCGGGAGGACAACCGCGACUCGGGGGCCCCGGAGGACGAGCAGCUGCAUGUGCUGCCGCUCUACAAGCUGGCCGACGUGGACGAGUUCGGCAGCGCCGAGGCCCAGGCCGAGAAGAGGCGCUCCGGGGCCAUCCAGUCGCUGGCGCCCUGCCGCCGCAUCAUCCGCCUGCUCAAGCAGCCGCUCAAGCCCUGCCGGCAGCGCAAGGAGACUCGCCGGGGCCCCGAGCGGCCCUGCGCCCCCGACAGCACCACGCGGGCCCCCGACAGGGAGAAGGCCGCCCUGGCACGAGCGGGGCCCCCCAAGCAGCUGGCAGAUCUCCUGCGCCUCCCGGCAGCCACGCCACAGCCGCCCCAGCCCCCCACGCCCAGGUCAGAGCCCGCGGCUGCCUACUCCUCUCCAAGCCCCACCAGCCUGUACCUGCGUGGGCCCAGCUCGACCGGCACCUACCCCGGCGGUGCCAGUCCCGCCCCAGCAGGCGCCACCUACCUGCCACCCCCCAGCCCCGUCAGCCCCUACACCGGCCUGGGGACCCAGAGCAGUCAGCACCCCUCCUUUCCCUGCAACGGCGGCGUGGAUGGCUGCUCCCCGUUCCUGGGCUCCUGUGCCCCCCGUUCCCAGCCCAUGGACAUGUACAGCUUCGGCCCCCGGGACCCGCUGGCCAAGCUCAGCCUGCCGCCAAUCCACAUGCUGUACCAGACACCCUUUGCCAACAGCCCGGGCCUGCCUGCCCAGUACCUGGCCCUGGGAGGCCCCGGCCUGCAGGGUGCCCACCCCGGCGGCUCCUUCCCACCCUACGAUGCAGAGGGCCACUUUCUGGGUGCCUCUGCCAGGCUGCCCCCGGGCCUGGGCACCCCCGGCGUGGACUACAAGAAUGGGGAAGGCUUCACCAGCCCCCUGCCCUCGCAAGGCUCCGGGGACUGCCUGGGCCUGGCACCCGUUCCCCCCACCCCACCGGACCCGGACGUGCUGGAGUACGAUGAGGUGUGGUCGGACACGGAGCCCAACUUCCUGGACCCCGACAUCGGCGGCGUGGCGGUGGCCCCCACCCACGGCUCGCUGCUGAUCGAAUGUGCCAAGCGGGAGCUGCACGCCACCACCCCGCUCAGGAACCCCGACCGCACGCAGCCCACCCGCAUCUCCCUGGUCUUCUACCAGCACAAGAACAUGUACGAACCCAAGCACGGGCAGGCGCAAUGGGAGGCCCGCAUGGCCGAGAAGAGGGCCAGGGCCCGUGACAAGAAGGUAAAGUGUGAGGCGGCCAGGCCCUCCCAUCUGCACUUCUUGCGCAUGCUGGCCCAGCGGACGCAGUCGGUGACCACAGACUCUACGGUCACCACUUCGCCCUAUGCCUUUACUCGGGUCACAGGGCCCUACAAUAGCUACAUCUGACCCUGGCUGGUCUUUUCCCAGAAGAGAACACGCUCCUCCAGCAAGCGGCCGGCCUCCACCACCAAGCGGUCGGCCUCCACCACCAAGCGGCCGGCCUCCACCACCAAGCGGCCGGCCUCCACCACCAAGCGGCCGGCCUCCACCACCAAGAAGCCGGCCUUCACCACCAAGAAGCCGGCCUCCACCACCAAGAAGCCGGCCUCCACCACCAAGAAGCCGGCCUCCACCACCAAGAAGCCGGCCUCCACCACCAAGCAGUCAGCCCCAUGGGCUGCCUUCCAGUCAGGCCAGGAGCCUCUACGCCUGGUGCUGAGCCCCUCAGUGGCAGUUGCCUCUGCCCCCCAGUCAGGCCAGGAGCUCCAACGCCUGGUGCUGGGGCUGCCAGCGGCAGUUGCCUCUGCCUUCCAGUCAGACCAGGAGCCUCUACGCCUGGUGCUAAGCCCCUCAAUGGCAGGUGCCUCUUCCCCCCAGGCAGGCCAGGAGCUCCCGCACCUGGUGCUGAGCCCCUCAAUGGCAGGUGCCUCUUCCCCCCAGGCAGGCCAGGAGCUCCCGCGCCUGGUGCUGAGCCCCUCAAUGGCAGGUGCCUCUUCCCUCCAGGCAGGCCAGGAGCUCCCGCGCCUGGUGCUGAGUCCCUCAAUGGCAGGUGCCUCUGCCUCCCAGGCAGGCCAGGAGCUCCCGCGCCUGGUGCUGAGUCCCUCAGUGGCAGGUGCCUCUUCCCCCCAGGCAGGCCAGGAGCUCCCGCGCCUGGUGCUGAGCCCCUCAGUGGCAGGUGUCUCUGCCCCCCAGGCAGGCCAGGAGCUCCCACGCCUGGUGCUGAGCCCCUCAGUGGCAGGUGCUUCUGCCCCCCCGGCAGGCCAGGAGCCCUCACGCCUGGUGCUGGGGCUGCCAGGGGCAGGUGUAUCUCCCACUGAGUCAGGCCAGGAGCUGGUGCCCAGCCUCCCAUCUGCAGGUACAUCUGCGCCCAGGUUGGACCAGGAGCCCCCACACCUGGUGCUGAGGCUGCCAAAGGCAGGUACAUCUCUCUCCCAAGUGGGCCUCCCAGCGGCAGGUGCAUUGGCGCCCCAGGCAUGCCAGGAGCCCUCACGCCUGGUGCUGAGCCCGCCAGGGGCAGAUACAUCUGCUCCCCAGGGGGGGCAGCCCCCCCUACUCUGGAUCUGGGUCCCACAGUCCUUGCCGGCAAGGGGCCCAUCUCGGCAGUAAGGGAGGGGCCACAAGUCCACUGGCUUCUAUGCAAAAGGGGAGUGGGAAGGGGAAGGGGGGAGAUAUGACCUGGGGGUGAGUGGGUGGGUCUGGGGGUGCACAGCGAGAAGCUCACACUGUACUGUAGAGUCCUAGCUGGUGCUAAACAUACCACAGGCCGCAGGACUGGAAUCUUGACCCUUGGCCGGCAAUCACUUUUAUUUAUCAGACUAGCUCCGAGCAAGCUCCAAUAGACGGCAGAGACACUGAUUCUGUUCGCAGGUGCUAAGACAUGGUGCUAAGAAAAACCAGGUGUCUUUUAAUAAAAGUGGACCUUUUCAUGCCUUGCUGCUGUCCGUCAGAGAGGCCCCUGGUUCCAGUACCUUGUUCAGACUGGGUUUGGUGGUGGGCAAGGGGGGGGGGGUCCUCCUGAAUUUUUAAAUUAAGUGACCACCUGUUCUUACACAAGAAUGGUUUUAACAGAUAUUUUUAAAGGCCGCCGGACGUCCGUCUGUCAGUCCACUGACAUCCAGACAGGACAAUAAACAUAUUGAAAACAUACAUGUCUAUGCCUGUGUGGUGCACACACAGGGAGAAGUCUUUUAAAAGGUUGUUCAAAAGCACUUUGCUACCAAAGCUUUGACCACUUGAACAAACGCUAAGGUACUGAGACUUUUUAAGUCGACAGUGACUUUUCAUUUUUAAAAGUGCAGAGUUGGUGUUUUUAAUUCUUUUUAAGUCAACAGGAAAAGCUCU
Erinaceus europaeus (western European hedgehog) is the source of this 6973-nucleotide messenger RNA. RefSeq names its product tet methylcytosine dioxygenase 2 (gene TET2). The coding region runs from base 149 to 5038 and encodes 1629 amino acids. The record is from RefSeq and is a predicted model, not a curated record. The transcript is spliced from 10 exons. Gene Ontology annotation, biological process: positive regulation of transcription by RNA polymerase II; oxidative demethylation; myeloid cell differentiation. Lineage: Eukaryota; Metazoa; Chordata; Mammalia; Eulipotyphla; Erinaceidae. Gene Ontology annotation, cellular component: nucleus. Gene Ontology annotation, molecular function: DNA 5-methylcytosine dioxygenase activity.